Molecule: messenger RNA, 1922 nt
Organism: Megalops cyprinoides (Indo-Pacific tarpon)
Lineage: Eukaryota; Metazoa; Chordata; Actinopteri; Elopiformes; Megalopidae
Product: adenosine receptor A2a-like
Exons: 3
Coding region: 406-1587 (393 amino acids)
Biological process (GO): G protein-coupled adenosine receptor signaling pathway; adenylate cyclase-activating G protein-coupled receptor signaling pathway
Cellular component (GO): membrane
Molecular function (GO): G protein-coupled adenosine receptor activity
Source: RefSeq, a predicted model, not a curated record
CAGCUAGAGACGAUUUGCCUUGAUUUAUCGCAGCAGUUUGAACCUACUUCGAACCAGGGUUGUGAUCUCAAUGUGAUUCUCAAGGCUUCCUGUUGUCACUGGAUUUUGGCCCAGCUUUCUGAGGGAAGGAAGGGAGAGACUUAGCGGGGGAGGGUGUAUCUGCCAUGUUCAUGUGUGGAGAAGGGGCACCUUAUCAGAAAAGACUCCUUCCCCUCUGCACCCAGGCUUAAACUGGAACACAGGGCAAGGCGCGCUGGGUGGGGCAAUUGAAUUAGUGGGAUCUCUUUUUUACUUUACUUUGAGGUGCCCCCUCCACAUGACUGCGGGUGAGCGUAGGCAGACCCACAGUGAUGUGCACAUGGGCAUGGCUGGCCCCCCAAGCUUAACCGCGGCGCCCCCCUCACCAUGCUGAGUAAUGCGUCGUUGGGGUCGGUGGGGACGGGGGCGUCGGUGGCGUACGUGGUGCUGGAGCUGGUGAUAGCGGUGCUGGCUGUGCUGGGGAACGUGCUGGUCUGCUGGGCCGUGUGCCUCAACAGCAACCUGCAGAGCAUCACCAACCUGUUCGUGGUGUCGCUGGCGGUGGCCGACAUCGCCGUGGGGCUGCUGGCGGUCCCCUUCGCCAUCGCCAUCAGCACGGGCUUCUACGCAAACUUCUACGGCUGCCUCUUCAUCGCCUGCUUCGUCCUGGUGCUCACACAGAGCUCCAUCUUCAGCCUCCUCGCCAUCGCCAUCGACCGCUACAUCGCCAUCAAGCUCCCGCUGCGGUACAACAGCCUGGUGACCGGUCAACGCGCCAAAGGGAUCAUUGCCGUCUGCUGGACGCUGUCGGUACUGAUUGGUCUGACACCCAUGCUGGGCUGGAACAAGUGCACCAUGUCCACAGACAGCACCAACAGCUCUUGCCUGCCAGGCACCACCCAGUGCCUGUUCGAGGAGGUGGUCACCAUGGAGUACAUGGUCUACUUCAACUUCUUCGCCUGCGUACUGGCGCCCCUGCUGGCCAUGCUGGGGAUCUACGCGCGGAUCUUCAUGGCGGCUCGGCGGCAGCUGAGGCUGAUGGAGCUGAAGGCGGGGCAGGGGGAAGGGUCACGCUCCACCCUGCAACGGGAGGUUCACGCAGCCGUCUCCCUGGCCAUCAUCGUGGGGCUGUUCGCCGUGUGCUGGCUGCCGCUGCACAUCAUCAACUGCUUCACCCUCUUCUGCCCGCACUGCGCCAGACCUCCGGGGGCCGUCAUGUACCUCGCUAUCGUCCUCUCUCACGCCAACUCUGUCGUCAACCCGUUCAUCUACGCCUACCGCAUCCGAGAGUUCCGCCACACCUUCCGUCGGAUCCUCGGGCGCUGGGGCCUGCAUGGGGGCGGAGUCAGUGGAGACGCCACCCACACAUCCACGCGAAUCAGCACAGCCGAUUCCAGCAGGGAGGAGGUCAAUGGGGUCAUGUUAGACUUGCACACUGAGAGCAACAGCGUUGACCGCUGUGGCAGUGGCAGUGCAGUCGAGGAGACUUCUAGCCUCUGGAAGCCUGACUCUGCUCACCUUCCGCUGGGUCAGCUUUUGGCCACUCCUAUGUCUCCGCCUCCCAGGUGACAGUGUCACUUGACAUCCUGUUAAGAACACCUGCACUAGUGCCUUCAAGUCCGACAUCAAAUGGUUGAAGCACUAUACAGACAACAUGCUCAGAAAGAUAACUGUAGCUGUUAUUCAUCCUGAAUGCAGGACCUGCUGCUGCACCAGCACUUAGGAAGGACUAAAACCAUGUCAAAUUCCCAGCUGUGAUAUGAUUGGCUCCCACAGGACUGAUGGGGACCUGUCCUCAUUACUUAGCUGAUUGUGCUUAAUCAUUCCCCCAAAUCCAGAUUGGGUCCCUGAAUGGUGUACAUUCUCACCCCAGAGGGGCUUCACAUGCCUCUUCAAAGUUGUCA